This is a messenger RNA of Rhododendron vialii, 1374 nucleotides long. Its product is annotated as protein THYLAKOID FORMATION1, chloroplastic. The transcript is spliced from 5 exons. Lineage: Eukaryota; Viridiplantae; Streptophyta; Magnoliopsida; Ericales; Ericaceae. Gene Ontology annotation, biological process: thylakoid membrane organization; protein import into chloroplast thylakoid membrane; protein import into chloroplast stroma. The record is from RefSeq and is a predicted model, not a curated record. The coding region runs from base 224 to 1096 and encodes 290 amino acids. Gene Ontology annotation, cellular component: chloroplast thylakoid.
CGACGUGUCCAAUUUAUGCUGGCUACUCGUUUACAUUUUCGUACACGGAUAAGCCCUCCUUUCCCACCUCUCCUCCUCCUGCUUCGCCUCCUUUUAAUUUUCCCGAGAAAAUCCCAAUUGUUUUCUCACUCCACCAUGGAAAACAACUUCCCACUCUGAAAAUCCUUUUCCAUAUAGUAAAAGAUUUGAUUUUUCAGACCAAUCCAAUUCCUCCUUCCCACUAAUGGCGGCGGUUAGUUCUCUCGCCUUCUCAGCGUUAGGUCAGUCCACCGAGAGGAAAGUCACUGCUCCGUCUCCUCGUCCCAAUUUCGACGGGAUACGGUGUCGUACGAGCUUUUCCUUCACUUCGUUACGCGUUAGGGUUUCGAAGAUUAGUAUUCGGUGCAUGUCUUCCUUUACAGAUGUGCCCACCGUCGCUGAAACAAAGUCCAAUUUCUUGAAUGCUUAUAAACGACCAAUUCCAAGUAUCUACAACACUGUGCUGCAGGAGCUGAUUGUCCAACAUCAUCUGAUGAGGUACAAGAGGACGCAUCGCUAUGAUGCUGUUUUUGCCCUUGGUUUUGUUACAGUGUUUGAUCAACUCAUGGAUGGCUACCCAAGUGAUGAAGAUCGAGAGGCCAUCUUCCAGUCAUAUAUAAGGGCACUGAAGGAGGACCCCGACAUAUACAGAAACGAUGCAAAAAAGUUGGAGGAAUGGGCCAGUGCACAGAAUGCUAGUUCUUUAGUAAGUUUUUCAUCGAGAGAAGGGGAAGUUGAAGGCAUGCUUAAAGACAUUGCAGAGAGAGCUAGGAGCGACGGUAGUUUCAGCUACAGUCGUUUCUUUGCUAUUGGUCUGUUUCGCCUUCUUGAGUUGUCAAAUGCUACUGAACCCACAGUUUUAGAACAGCUUUGUGCUGCAUUGAACAUAAACAAGAGAAGUGUGGAUCGGGAUCUUGAUGUAUACCGUAAUCUGCUGUCGAAACUGGUUCAAGCCAAAGAGCUCCUUAAGGAAUACGUGGACAGGGAGAAGAAGAAGAGGGAAGAGAGGGUGGAAUCUCAAAAGGCCAGUGAGGCAGUUGCAAAAUGCUUGGGUGAUUAUCAAUAUGCAGGUCGGUGAUGCAUAUUGUUUCAUUUGCUGAUAAACCCCCAGCAAGCUUCAGCCCGUAAUUUCUCUUUUAUUUUGAGGUAAUAGUUGAAAUUUGAGGUUGAGCCUUCUUGCAGCAAAAGCGGUUUGCGGUUAAUUGUAUUAUUUUGGGUCCCUUACCUUAUAUGAUCCUGCUUACAGGUCAAUUGUUGAAUUUUUCCGUGUUUAAACUUUUUUUGUACACCAUGGUUCUGGCCCAACCCCUCUUGGCUAGAAUUUGUUUAUAUUAACCUUCUCUUCUAUUUUCUCUC